Molecule: messenger RNA, 623 nt
Organism: Siniperca chuatsi (mandarin fish)
Lineage: Eukaryota; Metazoa; Chordata; Actinopteri; Centrarchiformes; Sinipercidae
Product: enhancer of rudimentary homolog
Exons: 4
Coding region: 137-451 (104 amino acids)
Source: RefSeq, a predicted model, not a curated record
AAAAAAUAGAACCGUUAGAAACUAAAAUAGCCUUUGCUUUGGUGCGUUGUUCUUCCGGUGACAAAGGUCAACUCGCCAGAGAAGAAGCCAGGAUCCGAGAAAAUCGACGGACACCGACUAAAAAACUAUUAAAAACAUGUCUCACACCAUCCUGCUGGUGCAGCCCACCAAGAGGCCAGAGGGAAGGACAUACGCUGAUUAUGAAUCUGUCAACGAGUGUAUGGAAGGUGUGUGUAAGAUGUACGAGGAGCAUUUAAAGAGAAUGAACCCCAACAGUCCGUCGAUAACAUACGACAUCAGCCAGCUGUUUGACUUCAUCGAUGACCUGGCUGACCUCAGCUGUUUGGUGUAUCGUGCCGACACACAGACAUACCAGCCGUACAACAAGGACUGGAUCAAAGAGAAGAUCUACGUGCUGCUUCGCCGUCAGGCCCAGCAGGCCGCAAAGUGAAGCCUCUGAGGGGGUGGAAGGUCGGAGGGGUCAAUAUUAUUUUUCUUAUCUGUAACUUGGGUUGAUUAAGUUUGUUUUGAGAAGUUUUUAAGAAGUUUUUUCUCAUGGAGCGGAGGUGUAUUUUGUAUUUUAAUGUUUGACUUAUUAAUAAACAUUUCAUUUCAAUAACAAA